AUGUAUACAAUUUUUAAAAAGAAAAAUAAAAUAUUUCGGUCGUACCAAGAUUUUUACAACGAGAAAGAUUUAAAGGAUCCUGAAAUACCACAACUAAUAAAUUUAACUAUUGAAGACUUCAAUGCGAAAGGACAAGUUGCCAACCCACGUGCUCCAUGCGUGGUAACAACAAUUGAUCCAGAAUACAUUGUGGACGCUUCAUUGCAACGAAGAACACGAAAGUUUCGUAUGAAAACAGAUAUAUUAACAUUACGAGAAAUAACUCGGAAGAGGUUUAUGUUCUAUGCAACUCAACAAAGGUAUUUGGAAAAACAAAGUGAAGCUGCAUAUCAACAACGUAUUUUUGAGCGCAUAACGGAUUAUCAAGAGUUUGCUGCCGAUGCUCUUCGAAAAUCUGAAUCGAGCGUAUUUAGUGAAAUGAAAAAAACUCAACAGCAAUUGGAAAAUUUACAAAAAAAUAAGAUUUCAAAGGAACUAAAAAAUGAAAUUGCGGAACAUCAACGAGUUCUAAUGGAGGUUCAGGAAGUUUACGGUCGUUUUUUAUUUCUACUUAAACUUAUUGGAUAUUUUGAUGAAAUAAUUGCACCAGAAGAUAUAGAAGAUGGCAUUCAAGAAACUGAAGGAUGCAAAUUAUCACAGGCAACAGGAAUUGUUGAUUUACAAAUAAAUGAACGUUAUCCAAUUGGUGAGAAAGAAGUCACAUCUAUUAUUAAUUAUAUGAAUAAAAUUAUAAGGCCAUAUUUGGAAAAAAGAAAUCACCUCGACGCUGAUAUUUGGAUAAAGGGCUACGAACGUACUAGACAAAAAAUAUUCAACUACAACCGACGAUUUAACCAUCUGGCAUUGUUAAAUCACUUGGUGGCUAUUGUUCAUGAAAAAUCGAAAAAGACUUUUGCUCGAAACACGCAGAAACCGAAAUAUUUAAAAGAUCCCAAUUUCUUGCAAAGAAGAAUUGAAUUUCUAAAGCAGCGUUCGUUGGAAGUGUUGGAUAAUUUUGAAAGGAAUCAAAAAAAAGAUUCACUCCAAAUUAAAUUAAAUGCAAUACUGCCUGUUAUUCUUGAAAACGUUGAAGUUAAAUUAGCACAAAAUAAUUCCAAUAUGGCUAAAGAACUUCCAAUGGAAAAGACAAGAAAAAAGAAAAUUUCUUCAAAGAAGACAUCUAAUAGAAAAUCGUCAGAUUCAAAUGAUUUACGCAAAAAUACUAAUAAUUCCACUCUAGAAAAAGUGGAAAAACUGCAAUGGCAUUUGAUGGGUCUGCUGCAAGAUUUAGAAAAAAUUCCACCCGAACAUUGUACAAAGAUUGAAAAACAAGUGAGAAAACGCGUUCAAAUUCAAAAGGAAAUCUCCAGGAGGGUAUUAGUUAAGCAAAAUCGUCUUCACAAUUGGAUGGAACAUUUUAAAAAGCAUGCCCAAUUACAACAAUAA
Calliphora vicina (urban bluebottle blowfly) is the source of this 1425-nucleotide messenger RNA. RefSeq lists its product as uncharacterized. The transcript has 10 exons. Lineage: Eukaryota; Metazoa; Arthropoda; Insecta; Diptera; Calliphoridae. The record is from RefSeq and is a predicted model, not a curated record. The coding region runs from base 1 to 1425 and encodes 474 amino acids.